Messenger RNA from Nothoprocta perdicaria, 2636 nucleotides. It is a transcript of the gene CUNH16orf89, whose product is annotated as chromosome unknown C16orf89 homolog. Bases 409 to 1398 code for a protein of 329 amino acids. The transcript has 8 exons. The record is from RefSeq and is a predicted model, not a curated record. Gene Ontology annotation, cellular component: membrane; cytosol. NCBI's taxonomy places the organism in Eukaryota, Metazoa, Chordata, Aves, Tinamiformes, Tinamidae.
CGGGUCCAUCCUAACCCUUCUGCCCACUACACACACUGCAGCUCACAGGCGCUCGGGCCUCCACACCGGUCUCUCCCCGCUGCAUGGCAGGGAUUUCCUCAGCACCUCCUCACGUGCACGCUCCGAUUCCCGUUUUCCAGGUGCAGCCCGGCAAGGAGAGGCUGUUCUCUCUCCUGCCUCCACACAGCGCGUGGGCUCCUCCCCAACACUGCCGCUGACAGGAGCUUUACCAAGCUGAGGAUGCAGGGCUGGAGUGGACCAGGCCAACCGARCCGCCAAGCGCGCUGACAUAAGAAGGAAGGAGCCGCUUCCCGCAGCUGCRGCCAGUUCCUGCAGGACCACGGCCCCGCACAGCCGCAGCGAGCGGCGGGCACUGACAGCUCACRCAUCAUCCGCAGCGAGGCAGCGAUGCCCGGCACCCUCCUCUUGCUGCUGCUGGCGCUGCCCGGGCCUGGCUCGCCGCUGAGCGCACCCAACACCAGCGGCGCCGUCAUCGGCGCGCUCRAGAGAGCGACCGUCUUCAUGGAGAGUCAGUAUCGGGCCCUCAACUUGGACGCGGUGUUGGGAUUUCAUAUCCUGCAAGGUUAUUUGAAAGGAGUCCUAGAAAAAUGGUCCUCAGCACACGAAUCGCUUCCUCACCGUGCCCGAGUUGAAAUCUUGCUGGGGAAGUUGUCUUCUCUGAUUGAAAAAGCAACACAUUUUCUAGAAAAGAAUGACCCCAAAUAUUUCAGAGAAUUUGAACCAAUAUUAGGACCACAUUUUUGGCUCUUUCCUCAACUGUGGAACCAAACCGAUUCCUUGCUGGCCUACACUACAUUUGACAAGAAGAAGUGCCUUACAGAAGAAAUGAGCGACUCAUGUUUGACAUAUUUGCUGGGAACAUGGAAAGAAAACGGCAAGCCCUGCAUCGUCACAAACACCUGCAGAAACAUAAUGACAAAGCCUGGUUGCUCAGAUUACUCCCUGUCUCAUCAGCUUUUUUACUUUAUGUUUGCUGACAUGAAAGGAUGCUCAAAUCACCUGUUCCUGAGGGCCCAGUAUUACAAGAAUAUUUUCUGUGCUAACAUGAUGAAAAUAAACCUUGCAAUUGAAAGCAACGGAUUCAAGUUUCCUUCUCAAGACCUCUUCAUGGAAAAUAUUAUGUUCUGUGGCAUGUCUGGUUUCUCUGACUUCUACCAGCACAGGUGGCUGGAGGCCAUUCUCAGUUGGCAGAAGUCUAAGGAAGGAUGCUUUGGAAAACCUAAUGAAGAUUUUGAACACAGCUCUGGAGGAGCAGAUCAAAAGCAUCUGCUCAGGAGAACUAAGAGAAGGGAGAAGUUGUUCACAGAUGGAUGUUCCUCUCACAGCACGGCUGUCGCGGUGGGAGCACUCGGGGGGUUCCUCUACUAUCAGUGCUGAGAGCGACGGUGCGUUACUGACUGUCACCCGCRAUGCUGCUUCCGCACACAGAGGAUCGACCGGCACUUGGUUUACACCAGUGCUCAUGGCAGGGGGAAAUGACUUUAAAUCACCAUCUUCUCUUGCAGUACAAGGAGCUGCCUCAUUUUCAGAGCUGAUGUUUAAUUACAGCAAUACUGAAUGCUCCCACACAAUGCUGUUUUUCCUGACAAGUUUCAGAGUAUCCCAGAGGGUCAGAAAUUAUUUCAGUGCAGCCCUGCUAUCACUGAACAUGUACAUUUUUAUCUAUGUCAAAUUCUACCAUUUCCAAAGAGAUCUUCAGCUUUAUUGGAGCUGGAUUAAUAUGCUGAUUAUUUCUGUGAUAAYGUAAUUUGCUGUGUCAAGCCUUGAUCCCUCUAGGUACUAAAUACCUUCAACACCUGCAUUGCACUGGAUUCUAGUAUACACACAUAAUCAGCAAUUUCCAACUAUUUURCAUUUGCUGAAAGCUGUUUUCUGGUGGAAAUGCAGAUGUCAAAAACAAACAGAAGUCUCCCGACACAAACAUUUAUAUUAUUUUGCCAACACCACAUAGAAGUAUUUCAUGAACCCUAAUGUGAAAAUCAUUAGGAUAAAGCCUUUCCUCAGGAGCUUGAAGCUUAGGUAGAUGCAGUGACCAUGGGUGAAAUAAAAUGUAUUACAUAGUGCCAAGAAUAAACAGUGUGUCUUUGCUUUUUAUUCAUAACAGASAGUUAUGAAUAAAAGAUGCUUUUCCACAGACCUCAAUGGCCACCCAAUCUGAAUGUUGCCAUAGCGGUAACCUGGUUAUUUUGCUCAUUUUUAAUUUCUGUUACCAGCAUUAAAAAAACAAAUGUUAGAUAUUUAACUUCCAGUAUAAUUCAGUUCUCCACCUUGCCUACCAGCAAACUUGUAGUAACGAUAAAACCUCUUAUAGCAUUUAACUAAUUCAACAAAUUGACUCAACAAGAUAGUAAAGGCUUGAAUGUUUGUUCAAGAUCAGGUAUGGAACGAAUCUUUUUCUAAUUAGAGAAACAAAAACUCAAGUCUUUUCAAAGGAAGAGCACUGUCCCAGAUCCCUAAGCUCCAUUCACACACACCCCUGGCAUUGUCAGCCACAUUCACRAAAACUUGUAGGUGACCCAUGCCUUGGGGAUCUCUUGUUCCAUCCUCUGUAUUUUAACUCUGCUAAAAUAUUCUCUGUAUUUAGGCUCUGCUAAAUGGCUAUAAUAAAUUAAAGC